This is a messenger RNA of Oreochromis niloticus (Nile tilapia), 1272 nucleotides long. It is a transcript of the gene plekhf1, whose product is annotated as pleckstrin homology domain containing, family F (with FYVE domain) member 1. The record is from RefSeq and is a predicted model, not a curated record. The coding region runs from base 108 to 920 and encodes 270 amino acids. NCBI's taxonomy places the organism in Eukaryota, Metazoa, Chordata, Actinopteri, Cichliformes, Cichlidae. The transcript is spliced from 2 exons. Gene Ontology annotation, cellular component: early endosome. Gene Ontology annotation, molecular function: metal ion binding; phosphatidylinositol binding. Gene Ontology annotation, biological process: endosome organization; endosome to lysosome transport.
UCCUGGCCUCAUCAGAAAAACGAGAAGCCCUUCGAGCUCACACCUACAGAGGCGUGGAGCUGCCGGCACGAGCACUCUGACUGCUGGAUAUAACAGCGACUGCUGACAUGGAUCAACUGUUCGAUCAGGAGAACUGGGACCGGGUCCAGGCUGUGGCCAACUCCUUUGGGCCAGCGGGGAAGUUCUUGCUUCAGUCAGGUCGGGUUCUGGUCGGAGAGGGCAAGCUGGUAAAGCAGAGCCGCAAAAAGCGGCAGGCCAAAGCCUUCUUCCUCUUCAACGACGUGCUGGUGUACGGCAGCAUCGUCCUGAACGGCCGCUGGCACAAAAAGCUCAAGGUCAUCCCUCUAGAGGACAUCCUGCUGGAGGACCUGGAGGACGGCGUCAGGAUGAAGAACCAGUGGCUGAUCCGCACACCCAGGAAGUCUUUCUAUGUUUCCGCUGCCUCCUACGAGGAGAAGCGAGCCUGGAUCGAGCACAUCGAGGAGUGCAAGGGCAGAGUGACGCAGGGCAGUGACCGGAGGUUGGACUUUGCCAAUACCUGGAUCCCAGACCAGGCCUCCGCCGUCUGCAUGCGCUGCUCCAGCAAGUUCACCAGGACCCACCGCCGACACCACUGCAGAAAAUGCGGCUUCCUGGUGUGCGGCCCGUGCUCCAGGAAGCGAGCGGUCAUCGCACACAUCGACUCCACUAAGCAGCUGAGAGUCUGUAAAACGUGUUACUUGAGUCUGGGGGUCGAGGUCCCCGAGCUGACCCGUCAGAGGUGGGACAGCGGCGGGAAGUCGGACGAAGACGAGCUGGAAUGCUACAGCGAGGAAGAGGAGGCGGAGCACAGCCUGGAGGAGGAGGACCCCGGCAGGUGGAUGGACUCCUGGUCCCCUUACGUCUACAUCAAUCCAGAGCACAUCAGGCCCCAAACAUAGAGCCACGCAGAGGCUCGGUGCUGGACUCUGGGCCUUUGUUUCACACGUGGACUCAGUGCUGCGCAGCAGCGUGUGACACGCUCUGUACAUACUCUAUUUAUUACACCAUGUUAUUUAUGUUUCAUGAACCAUCUGCAGCUGCUGCUCUUCUCUUUGUGCAUAAACACUACUGUGAAGCUGUUCUCAUCCCUCCACCAACACUCGAGGCAGACGUCGCUCUGACCUGCUGCGUCUGCGUUUCCCUCAGCCGUCCAGUGUGUGUGUGUGUGUGUGUGUGUGUGUGUGUGUGUGUGUGUGUGUGUGAACAUGUAAACCACUGAAAUAACGACAAACAAUAAAGAACUCAAUAAGA